AUGGUGGUAUUGCUAGAUUUAGCAUUCUUUCGUCACAAAUCGUCGUUCUCCUUCUUCAGGAUCUCCAUGGCUUCCAACGCCUGCUUCAGUUUUUCUUCAGCUGCUGCUAGUCGUGCCUCCACGGAUGUUGGCAACAUAUCCAUCGCUUGGCUUGCUAAGGAACGAGUUACAGUUGAGGUGUCUGUUUCUGGUUCGCUCCAGAAGGAGAAAGAGGUUCUCAACAACGAGGAAGGCUCCCCUUAUGUGAUUGACUGUUUUGGGGAAGAGAUUACGACCCAAGAAAAGGGCGAGAUGGUCUACAAUCUUUUAUUGGAGUAUGCCUCUAAAGGAACACUAGCAAAUUCAAUCGAGAAAUCUGAUGGCUGUCAGUUGCCCAAAACUGAUGUAAAGCGCUAUACCUGGUCAAUCCUCAAAGGGCUCAGUCACAUUCAUGAUUGUGGUUUCAUUCACUGCGAUUUAAAGCCUGAGAAUGUUUUACUCGUGCCCGCCAUUAGCCCCAGCAGUAAUUUUGUAGCAAAGAUUGGAGAUUUUGGAUUAUAG
Juglans microcarpa x Juglans regia is the source of this 540-nucleotide messenger RNA. Its product is annotated as mitogen-activated protein kinase kinase kinase 20-like. Gene Ontology annotation, molecular function: ATP binding; protein kinase activity. NCBI's taxonomy places the organism in Eukaryota, Viridiplantae, Streptophyta, Magnoliopsida, Fagales, Juglandaceae. The coding region runs from base 1 to 540 and encodes 179 amino acids. The transcript is spliced from 2 exons. Gene Ontology annotation, biological process: protein phosphorylation. The record is from RefSeq and is a predicted model, not a curated record.